Messenger RNA from Fundulus heteroclitus (mummichog), 5320 nucleotides. RefSeq names its product microtubule-associated protein tau. The record is from RefSeq and is a predicted model, not a curated record. Gene Ontology annotation, molecular function: microtubule binding. Gene Ontology annotation, biological process: microtubule cytoskeleton organization; neuron projection development. The transcript is spliced from 15 exons. NCBI's taxonomy places the organism in Eukaryota, Metazoa, Chordata, Actinopteri, Cyprinodontiformes, Fundulidae. Gene Ontology annotation, cellular component: neuron projection. The coding region runs from base 475 to 4536 and encodes 1353 amino acids.
UUCUCCCUCUGCAGUGGAUGACUCGGCCAACCUGCCUCCCUCCCCUCCCCCCUCUCCAUCCGCUGAGCAGACUGGGCCUGUGGCACAAGUUCUGCACGCUAUCUUAGAUGCUGUGACCUCCCCUUGUGCUGUUGUGGCCUGGCACAAAAUACACUGUGCUGUGUGUUUUGCUUGAUGGAGAGUAUCUAUGUGCUGAAAACCUCAGCUUGACUGUAUGGGCUAGCUUUUGUGGAUGCUGCAAAUAAAGCAUUUCGCUAACAUGAGUCAGCCCAGAGUUCUACAGCAUCCUUCAAACUCACAGCCCAGCCAGCAGAGAACAAAACAUCAUGUGAGUCAGAGGUGCAAGAAGACGAAUAUCCUGUCACGUCUGAAGAAGAACCUGCCCUCAGUAAACUUCCACUACCCGAUACGUCAGAGAAGGAUCCCUCGGAAGAUUCCUCAGUUAAACAGAAUAAACCAGACAGAGGAGAUUUAAUGGAAGAACCCACUGAUGGCUGCAAGCCUUUGGAAUCUAAAGUCAAGGACCAUAAAGAUGUUUCACCGACAGGAGAUGUGUCAAGUCUUAAGACAGAAGAUAAUGCUGAAGUUAUGUUACCUGAGAAAUCACAAAUACCUUUGAGUGAAAGCACUGAACAAAUGAAGAAAAUAGAAGCAACAAGUCAUGGCAACCAGGACAGCAGCAUUUCUAAAGUUGGGCUAGGUCAUGAAACAGUCCCGUUAAAAGAAGGAUUAGAUGAAGGCCAAUGUUGUGGAUCAAAAAGCUACUUUGAGACAACGUCAAAAAGCCAAGAACAGGGAUUGUCACAAAGCUAUUAUGAACUCAGUUUAACCUCAGAGAAAAUGUUAGGUGUAGAGUUUGAGAAAGCUGCGGAUAAAUUUGAAGAACAGGAGAAGGAAGAAGUGAGGACACCGCCUGGUAAAGCAUUAUCAGAGCAACGGAGACUGUCCUUGAACAUUCCUAGAGAGUCUUCAAGAGAAACAACUAUAAAGGUAGACAAGUCAAGAAGAUUCUCUGAAACAUUGUGUCCAAUAAGUGGAAGCUUUGAUGGGUCAGAAGUUCCUCCAUUAACACCAUUUGUUGAGACCCACACUUUGCCCUUUCCACCUGUUGUCUCCAUUACACCAACACCUGCACCACCUGAUGGCGUCCAAACAAGGGAAGAAGUUCAUGCUGAGGAGCACGAGUCUGGCUCUGAACAAUCAGAAAGCCUCUCUGAGAUGUUGGACUUGGCUGGUGUCCCACUUCGUCCAUCAAUCCAGAUGAAGGAUCAUAUGAGACGAAAAUCAAUGCCAACCAGUGCACUCCUUGGUAAUGCUUUUGGCAAGCUUGGUUUGUCAGAGCAAAUCUUGACAGAGGUGGCAGGGGAGAAUCAACAGGAGGACCUUGGCUACUGUGUGUUCAGUGAGUGUUCAGCUCCCUUGCCUUCUCCUGCUGAUGUACCAAGUCCUGUGGAUUCUCAACACCAGCAUUUCCCUUCUUUGGGUUCUGAAGAGGAGGAUCCUAGAGUUUCUGAAACUGAAGGUGGACAACUUCAAAUGCAACAAAAAGAUGAGAGUGAAAUUACCCAGAUUUGUCAAAAACCUCUGUUGGAAAAUAAAGAUCCACCAGUGAAGACCUCCAUGAUUCUUGAGAAAGCUGUGACUAGUGGAUUAAAACCAGAUCGCUUACGAAUCCCAAUGACAGCUUCAAAAGACCGCCUUACUGAACUUCGUCUGGAGACUGGCUUACCUGGGGACAUAAAAAUCCAGGCAAUCCCUGAGGUUGAUGUUGAAAAAGACCCCUCUAGAGAAGCCUCACCCAUCCCACCAGACAGCUCCUUCACUUUCACCCCUGCAGAAACUGGAAGUAGAGUUACUCUGAGUCCUACCAAGCCCAAGUCCCCAGCUGAAGGAACCGCAGAAACACAAGGUGGAGAAAGGCUGGGGAAAGACGAUGAACCCAACAACGCUUCAGAAUCCAAGACAGCUGAUGUAGAACUGGAGGAAAACAAAAAGAUAACUGUUGUUGAAGAUCACCAAGAAAAAGCUGGUGAAGCAGAUAUAAACACAACAGCUAUGUCAACAGAACCUUUGCAAGCUAGCACGGAACUAAAACCAAGCUUAGGAGAAAUAGAUACACACAUACUCUCAGAAAUGACACAGCAUUUAAGCAUAGAAAAGCCAGCAUGUGAGAAGAAUCCCCAAAUCCAAAUACCAGAGGUAACUCUAACUAAAGAAUCAGCAAAGCCACAAACAUCUUCCCCAAUCAUUGUAAUACCUCAAGCACAAGUAGAUGAGGAAGUCGAAGAAGAGGAUGACAUUGAGAUUGCGGAAGAGCCCCAAGAGAUUAUAGAAGAACCUGAGGAGAUUGUGCAUUCCACGAUAAAUAUAACAGAGGAAAGUAUACCUGAUGUACCGGAAAUAGAGGAGCAAAAGAAGGACCAAAUGAGACUGAUGGUUUGUGAUAAGAUGGCGGACGACGAUCCCAAGUCUGGAGCUGAAGAAUGGAGCCAUAGUGCCCUAAACAGUGAUGAAGGGGAGCUUGCUACAGACAGUUCACACUUGUCUCCGUGUUCUGACCAUGACCUUCCACAGCAGUCUGAGGAAGGUGACGAAGAAGGAAACAAGAAAGAAGGCUUACAGGUAGUUAAGCUAGAAGGGACAGAAGAAGAGAAUCAAGGGGACAAGAAAGACAAAGCAUUGCAAGAGGAUGUGGAAAGAGUUGAUUCUGAUGUGAUAGGUAAUGGAAAAGAGAAAAAAGUCAAGAUUGAAGAAGAUAGCACCAAAAGUAGAGAUAUAGAGAUUGGUGAAGAAGACACCAGUUUUGCAACUAACGAUGAAACCACAGUGGAUGUGUCUAUCCUGGAUACAGACAGUGGCUGGAUGGACCCUCAAGAUGAUGACAAAAGUAUAAUGACUGAGCAAAUCGAAGCCCUUCCUCAGACCCAGAGAUCUACCGCUGCAUCUACGGUGGUGGACUGCCCUGCUAAACGGCUCCCCGGCAAAGGAAGGGGGCGCCUUGGCACUGCUGAAUGUAAAGUGACACGCAAAGCACCAACCUACCAUCCGCCAAAAGAGGAGAUAAGAAAGAAAAAAGUAGGCGUGAGGAGGGCUGACCAGAGUAAGGUGUCAGCCCUCCAAAGUCGCUCUCCAUCUCGAAAGAGUGGAGCCAAAGUGGCGGCCAGACAUCCUAGGCCCGCUCUGCUUCACGGCUCUGCUAGGCACAAGGCCACAGGUAUGGCCCACCAUCAGCCCCUCAGCGUGGCCCAACCGUCCAGGGAGAGGCCCACUUCGCAACAGAGAAAAUCUAGCCCCACGAGGGCCGUUCUGUUAAAGAUGGCAGUGCAGCGCGGUGGGGGGGCAGAUCAGCGCUCCCCCCGGCCGGGCUCUGCCUGCAGCCUUAAACGGAGCCCCCUUGUGGAGGCGGUGAUAUGCCAGGCUCGCCCCUCCUCUGCCUGCUCCCGCCCACCCCCUUCACCAAAUAAAUGGGAGAGAACAUACCGCAGCCCCGAGAAGAGGUCAUCCCUCCCCAGGCCAGCCAAGUCUCUGACUCGCCACAUUCCUGCUGCGGAACAAGAGGACAGUACCCCCUCCAGGCCAACCUCAAUCCGAACAGACUCCAGAGGAGACAGCAGGUCUGGAAGAGCCCCUAGUAUGCCAGGCCAUGAUUCAGCCCGGUCCCGGUCGGCCCGAAGCGGUGCCUCCACCCCGGGCUCUGCUGUCACACCCGGCACUCCACCCAGCUACUCUUGCCGCACCCCAGGCUCACGCACCCCCGGCAGCCACACGCCCAAGUCCUUCAGCGUCCUCCAGGAGAAGAAGGUGGCAGUGAUUCGCACCCCACCAAAGUCCCCUUCAUCGGUUCAGCGGCAGCUGAAGGUCAUCAACCAGCCCUUGCCUGACCUGAAGAAUGUAAAGUCCAAGGUUGGGUCCACAGCCAAUCUCAAGCAUCAGCCGAAAGGAGGACAGGUUCAUAUUUUAAGUGAGAAGCUGGACUUCACUCAUGUUCAGGCAAAGUGCGGCUCCAAGGAUAAUCUGAAGCACUCGCCAAAGGGAGGCAAUGUCAUGAUUCCAAGCGUUAAGCUGGACUUUAGCCACGUUCAGUCUAAAUGUGGCUCCCUGGAUAAAGUGCACCACACAGCGGGCGGGGGAAACAUUCACAUCCAGACCAAGAAGAUUGAUUUGAGCCAUGUCACCGCCAAAUGUGGUUCCAUGUCCAACAUCCAUCACAGACCAGGGGGAGGACAUGUCCGUAUAGAGAACGUGAAGCUGGAUUUCAAAGAUAAGGCCCAUGCCAAGGUCGGCUCCCUGGAUAAUGCCAGCCACAUGCCCGGAGGGGGGAAUAUCAUGAUCGAGAGCCACAAACUGAGCUUCCGGGAAACAGCCAAAGCCCGCGUGGACCAUGGUGCAGAGAUCAUAGUCACCCACUCCCCCGGGGUUGAGACAGGAGGCACCUCUCCUCGCCUGUCCUCCGCCGGCAGCAUCAACAUGGAGUCGCCACAGCUGUCCACGCUGGCGCAGGACGUCACUGCUGCCCUGGCCAAGCAGGGCUUAUGAGCUUUCAGACCCCUUCAGAACAAAUCUGCGCUAUUACUCCCUCCUCUCAUCAUUGUCGCUCCCUCAUGGACACCCGGUGUUGUCCCCUCAGUGAAACAUGACCCCAGAACACAUAACCUCAAGAGCUGUAAUUGAUCGCCUGUGUCGCUCAUCCAGAUUUUAAAGACUGAAUUCUGCCGUCUUUAAAAAGGGAAACCUUUCAGUUCUUCACUUCUCCGCUCAAAUGUGGACGUUUCGGAUUUGCUAGGCUGAAGGCUUAAGUGGUUGCGAUUGUGUCAGUAAGCGGUUUUUACGAUUGUAUGAUGAAUUUUGAACAGCACCACUACAGCCCUCCUGAAUUUAUACGGUACUGAAUGCAAUUUAUUGCUACUAGAUGAUUAAUGUUGUCUUAAAUGAUAUAAAUGUAUGAGAGACUUACGGAAAAAAUGCGAAAGAGUGGCUGACAAAUGGGCAUGUCUGCUGAAAUGUGACAUGAGUUUGUCCUUGUUUGUAUGUUUGAUUGUAGUGUUUUUCUUGCUAUAUUUUCUUUUUUACAUAAAUGUUACUGUAGUGUUAUAGUUUUGUACAUUCCCCGUCGCUGCUCUGGCUUAUUGGCAUUUAUUUACCACGGCAGUUGUCUAAAAGGUCGAACAAUGAACAGCUAGCUUUCCUAUAUUUUUUUUGUUGUUUAUAUUGCUGUUUGUUUGUUUUUUCCACCCUAAAAGCUGCCUGUUUACUUUCAUUUUUAUAUUUGCGCUGUAGUUUUGCAAGGUUAUACAAUACUGUUGUGCUGGCAUAGCAAAAA